Acaromyces ingoldii is the source of this 2445-nucleotide messenger RNA. RefSeq lists its product as hypothetical. Gene Ontology annotation, cellular component: cytoplasm. Lineage: Eukaryota; Fungi; Basidiomycota; Exobasidiomycetes; Exobasidiales; Cryptobasidiaceae. Bases 462 to 2285 code for a protein of 607 amino acids. The record is from RefSeq and is a predicted model, not a curated record. The transcript has a single exon. Gene Ontology annotation, biological process: negative regulation of transcription by RNA polymerase II; mitochondria-nucleus signaling pathway; regulation of nitrogen utilization.
UUCACCCAGGCACGUACAGCACAAGCCCGCCUCCAGCCCGACUCCACACGACGGUAACGCGAGGACAAGACGAAGAGCGAGGGGGUGGGGAAAGCGGCCGGACUCGCAAGCAAAUUGGAGAGGGAGGGAGGGGGGACGGAUUGACAACCCUGUCCACACCCUCAUCCGUCUUAGCGCCCUCCAUUCUUUUCUCGCUCAGACCCUUUCACACACAUCGAUCUCAAUCUAUCUUUUGCCCGAGAGAUCUCCUCAUCUCUUCCUCGUCUCCUCCUCUCGCUUUCCCCACACACACGCACUCGUUCCCUCUCUCUCCCUUUUAACACCAUCACGACCAUCAGGAAAAGGGAAGAGGAGCGGUGCUGUGUCGGCCUGCGCGCCUUGCCUUCUACGACACAAGACAGCGAGACAAGGACGAUUGCGCACCACCUGUUGCUUUCGCGUCGCACGCGGCAUUGGCUACCAUGGCCCCGGCAAAGGCAGGCCCGGCCAAACGGGCCGCGCGUCCGGUCAAAUUUACCAUGGGCUAUGUUGACGAUGGCGACGACGAUGGCAACAACGAGGAGGUCUUUACCGAUGAUGAUGAUGACGACGACAAUGAUGGCGGCGGUGUCUGGCACGACCAGUCUGCCUCGUCGAGCAGCAAGACCAAGCUCGACUGCGCGAGGCCUGGGCAUGCACCCGCGGCCGCUGCUACGCGAGGAAAACCGCCGUCCCCCGCCGCGAAACCAGCCCGCGCCGAUCCGUCGUCAUCAAAAGCCGCCGAUCGACGAAAGGAGGCCAAAGAGCACGAGGACAAGGACGAGGAGGAAGUCGACAACGUCGAUGAGGACGAUGACUCCGAUGCAUGGUCCUCGGAAACUGAUGACUCGGACGAGGAGAGAGAAAGGCUAGCGGCGGCAGCAGCAGCCGAAGCCAAGACCAAGGCAAAGGCAGCGGCCGCGGCCGAGGAGAAGCGGAGACGGCAGCGACAGGAGGAGGAGGAGAGCAUGUUCAAGAAGCGGCCGAUCCGGAGCCAGAGCGCCGCAGAUGUCUCGCUCCUGGGAGAACCGCAUACAGGCCUGUCCAAUGGGCGGGCCGCCUCGUCAUCAAAGCACGGCUCGCUCAACGGCAUCAGCAACAAUCCAGUAGCAGCAGCAGCAGCAGAAGCAGCAGCGCCGGCACCGCCCGUCCGGGGCAUCCUCACCAGCAUCUUCCACCCAGAACAAGGACCCCACUCGCCGCCGGGCCAGCUCGUCGGCAGGCCGCACGCGAGUGCCGCGGAUCUCAGGCAAGUGCCCAGUCGGACAAGAUCACCUCCUCAAGGAGCGUCUCGGCGACCGCCAGCCUCCUCGGCAAUCUCCAACAGCAAGCGAAGGAGCUACGUUGAUCUGGUGGAAUACCGGCAGCAGGCGACGGGUGAUGGCCCCGGUGGCGAUGGCAGCGGUAGUGGGGGUGCUGGUGGUGCUGGAACUGGGACUAGCAGCGGUGGACGAUUGCCAAAAGUGCCCAGCAGCCCACAGGUCGCCGAGAUGGGCAACCAGGGAGGCCUGCGAAGCUCAAAGAGCGCAGUGGCCCUUCCUGUCUUAACGUCUCUCCAAAUGAAGAUCUCGCCCUCGUGGACCAGCCCGCCGCGGUCGUCCGUUGAGGAUACCAGCCACCUUAUGAGUAGUACUCCUUCACAACGGCAGAUGGGCCAAAAUGGCGUUCAUAAAGGCGCUCAGCAGCAACAAAGCACCUCUGCCUCGGCGCAGGGAGCCAGCAGCGCCCCAGACACGCACGACAAGCCCGUCGUUUCAGCAAAGCCAGCCGAAAUUGACAUGCCGGCUCGGAGAAGAUCGACGGGCGAAGACCUCGGCGAUGAAGGGGCAGGCAUGCCCCUGACGCCCAAGACGACGCGAAGAAACAUGAUCCAGCACGAGCUGUCCGAGUCCUUGCGCGAGAACCUGCUCUGGGAGCGACAGAACCGGCAGAGAAUGCUGGGCAUUGGCGCAAUUGGGCCUUUGGACCAUCACUUCCAGCAGCCCCCACCUCCCAUUGAGGAAACAUACCGUUCCUCGAACCGACAGCAACAGCAGCAGCAACAACAGCGACAGCUACCGCUACAACAGCAGCAGCACCAGCAGCACCAGCAGCACCAGCAGCACCAGCAGCGGGCUCCAAGAGGCCAGUCUGUGCUGUCAGGCGGCCUGCGACCGCUGACGAGCAGCAGCAAUGUGGCGCAACAAGCCAAUACGGCUCGAUCCCAGCACGACACAAACACCCUACACCGCCACUACACAGGCGACUUCCACGUCUCGGGCUGGUGACCUUCACUGCCCACCUUCUUCCUUGUUGACUUGUUAACACCACCCCAACCGCUCCUACUUUAGCUAUCCUCGCACACAUCUCAAACACCUAUCCUCACUACUCUCACAGACAAUUCUUAAUCAGUAUUUGGUCCCUGCAAUUCACCCUAUUUCACUGUCC